AUGUGAGACUGAAAAGCCGUGAUAAAGAAUGCAGAUGUGUCAGAGGAGACGCAACAGGACUUGGUAGAGUGCGCUCCUCAGGUGCUGGAAAUAUACAGCAUAGAUAACGUUGCCACUCAUGUGGAUAAGGCGUUUGACAAGAAGUACAAUCCCACCAGGCAUCACAUUAUGAGGAGGGACUUCAGUAGUUACAUGACACAUGGAACCAAAUACUUUAUCUACUUGUACCUGGGUCAAGUGGCCAUUCACCUGUUCACAUCUGGCUAAAAGCAUGGACUAUGCCACGCACACAGUGAUCCAUCCAAAAACAAGGACUACAGCCUAAAUUCCAAAUACUAGAAACUGAAAUCUUCAGUCUUGCUAAGGGAACAUCUUGAUCUUUGGACCUUUAUUGUAUUGCUUUGUACAGGGCUGUCUCUCCACUAGUUGGUUGUAGUUAUAAAAUGAUUAGCAAAAUAAAUAAGAAAUAUAUAUAUAUAUAAUUUAAGUGUGUUUUAAAAAUUAAGAAUAUUUGUACU
Diceros bicornis minor is the source of this 518-nucleotide messenger RNA. Its product is annotated as dynein light chain 1, cytoplasmic-like. Gene Ontology annotation, biological process: microtubule-based process; cilium assembly. The transcript has a single exon. Gene Ontology annotation, cellular component: cytoplasmic dynein complex. Gene Ontology annotation, molecular function: dynein light intermediate chain binding; dynein intermediate chain binding. NCBI's taxonomy places the organism in Eukaryota, Metazoa, Chordata, Mammalia, Perissodactyla, Rhinocerotidae. The record is from RefSeq and is a predicted model, not a curated record.